Talaromyces amestolkiae is the source of this 1167-nucleotide messenger RNA. RefSeq lists its product as uncharacterized. The transcript is spliced from 5 exons. Gene Ontology annotation, biological process: mitochondrial respiratory chain complex II assembly. NCBI's taxonomy places the organism in Eukaryota, Fungi, Ascomycota, Eurotiomycetes, Eurotiales, Trichocomaceae. Gene Ontology annotation, cellular component: mitochondrion. The record is from RefSeq and is a predicted model, not a curated record. Bases 1 to 1167 code for a protein of 388 amino acids.
AUGCGACGAUUAUCAGGUCUGCAGCGAGAGGUCCUCUCGUUGUACCGAAGAUGUCUGAGAGAAGUUCGAAAGAAGCCAGAGGACACGAGAGCCAACUUCCGCGCUUUUGCACAGUCAGAGUUCCGUAAGCAGCUCGACGUGAACAAGAAGGACUUUUCGACAAUCGAACAUCUACUGCGCAAAGGCCACAAACAACUAGAAACGUAUUCAUCGCCAGGGAUUAGAAAUAUCAAUUGCUUAUCUGAUCUUCUGCCAAAUACUACGCAGGUGCUGGAAGCAUCUACAACCACCGAGACAGAAUUGGUGGCUAUCGCGAUAAUGGCGGAUCACGAGAAUUUUCUUUCGAUCAUUAGCAUCACUUUUCAGCCUACAACCUCCUUGAGACUCACACUCAGCAAUCAAGCACUCAUCUCCCAUCUGUUCAUCGAUCCAAUCAUCAUCCACACUCCAAAGAUCUUUCUAAACAACCGCCACAACUCAAACGAAAUGACCUUCUACACUACAACCCUCUCUCCUGGUGACUUCUUGCCCCUCUUCCAACUUAUGGAUGACUAUUGCGACACACGCCGCCCAACAAAGCCAGCCCAGUCCCGCCGUGGCGAACCAUCUGCAGCUCAAGCAGCCCCUGCCAAGCCUCAACUCUCAUCAUUCACACCUAAAUUCGAUGUGCGAGAAGCAAACCAAUUCUACAUCCUGGAUGGCGAGCUCCCCGGCGCACACCAAGAAAACAUCGAGAUUGAAUUCACCGAUCCCGAGACGAUGGUGAUCAAGGGCCAGAUCGAGCGCAACUACGACAUCACAUCUCCUCACUCUUCAGAGUCUACAAAUGAUAACGACGAUGUCAUGUCUGUUCACAGCGAUGGCGCCUCAAGCACACACUCAAACUACCACUCACCCACCGUCGAGGAUGAGGACGAAGAUGGCGCGGUCAAAGUAAACACUGUCCAAUCCACUUCAGUCAACAAGCACCAGUCACAGCCAGAAGUUCAGCAGCCUUCGUACAAAUACUGGGCUUCAGAGCGCUCGAUCGGAACUUUUCAGCGCACAUUCACCUUCCCAACUCGUGUGGACCAGGAUGGGGUCAAGGCUACGUUGAAGAAUGGUAUUCUCUCGGUCAUUGUGCCGAAGCAAGCCAUCCAGAAGGCCAAGCGCAUUCGCAUUGAAUAA